AUGCCUUAUCCGGUAAAAAAAAUCUCACGGCUUGCGGCCAUCCUGGAUGAGAAUCAGGUUCGACAUGUUCUUGGAUUCGACAUGAACAUUAUCCUUUGGGAGUCGCCCUUGUGCUUGGAUGAUGUCCAGUUCAUCGUCCAUGACGAACACUUUCUCAACGCCGUCGACCUCAUCACCAACGCAGGGUACACGCUGUGUACCGAUAAAGAGUGCCGCGUCGUGCAACCGUCCAACCCCGUCCAGAUACCGGAAACACACUUCCAUUAUUCACAAUGGCCAGAGUCCAUCGCCCUCGGGGUUUACAAGAAAUCUAACAUCUACUGGGCACUGCCGGACUUUCCGAUCGAGCAUCCCGAGCCCAAUGAUCCCAAUUUCAUGCUCUCCAACGAUCCUCGCCUACCUGCUCAUAAUCCGUGGGAUCCACCCUGCUGGGCAGCGGACUUAUACCCGGCCAAAAUCCUCACGCCUGUAGCAAUGACCGAAACUUUAAUCCUUCUGGCCAGUCGUUAUGUGUAUCAUCCAAAUGAGCUAAUGCGUGGCUGGCUACGGUUUCAGAAUUACGCUGUAAUGCAUGCGAAGGAAAAGUGGGUUAAACCCGAAGAUCUUCAGCCGCAGUUCCGUACUUACUACCGUCUCUUGUACAGCGAGCCGGUGCCUGGACGGAAUUUGGGGUUAGAUGUACAGGAGGAGCUUGCAAAGCUUCGCCGAAUGAUGCUCGAUAGCAUGCCUCCGCCUCAAAACACUCGCAAAUGGUCGAGCCCGGAGCAAAUUGAGAGUUAUGAGAAGUAUGGGGCUCACACUCUGUCCAAUUACUGGCCCUGA
Messenger RNA from Aspergillus melleus, 822 nucleotides. RefSeq lists its product as uncharacterized. The record is from RefSeq and is a predicted model, not a curated record. Lineage: Eukaryota; Fungi; Ascomycota; Eurotiomycetes; Eurotiales; Aspergillaceae. The transcript has 2 exons. The coding region runs from base 1 to 822 and encodes 273 amino acids.